AUCCUUGAGAUCAGAUGAGCAGAAGUAGGCAACCGAUAAUGUAAACAACUCUCAUCGCAAUGUUUAUUUCCAUGGAGAUCUAAUUCAUAGAUUAUCUUCUUCAUACCGAAAAAAAUCGAUGUGAAUGAUAAAAUACAUUUUUGCUGACAGUUAAUAAAAUUCAAAUUGUGCCUGCACAAAUAUUUUUUUAAAAAAUAUUGUGUUUUCUUUAUGAUUUAUAUAAUCAAUAAACUAUUCAUUCAGUGUGUGAAAAUUCUCCUUGAGUAAAGGAAAUAUUAUUAGUAAAGGCAAUCUCUUUCUAUGUAGCAACACUAACAGCAAAUAGUCUCUGUGCAAUGUGUGUCACAGUUGAAAUGAUGUUCUAACAGAAAAUUAUUUUCAUACAUGGAUAUUUAAUGUUAGUAUCGAUAAAUUUCCAAUUGUAGUUCACAAUUAUUCUUCGUUAUUAUAAAACAUUUUACUUCUGUUCUAAAAAUUACACAAUAAGAAUUAGUUUCAUUUUAUUGUUUUGUGCUCAUAAUAUGGAUAUAAUUUAUUUAAGCACUCAUUGUAAUAAAUCAAUAAAGGAAAAAAAGAAUAAUUUCGUUUAAGUAACACUUUAAACAAACUUUUCAUGUAGUGCAUUAUUAAACAGUGGUAAAUAGAUUGAAAUUACAGUUGCAGACAAUCGUUUCAGUUAUACGCAAGAAAUUAAAAUUGUGAUUUUCCUGUUCACACUGAGAAAAUAUUUUCCGUAUUCAGUUUUGUGCAAUUUAAUACUCGUAAAUAGAGAUAAACUUUGUUGACUUUCUCGUAUUUAUGCUAAUGAUUAAGAGCUUGUGCAUAAUUGAACAUCGAUAUAAAAAUUGGAAAUUAAUGUUUUUUUAAUAUCUUUAUAGAUAAUUUCAAACCCUUUAAGUCAGUGAAAGUGAAAUUUUUUUUUGUUGCCUUUCUUGGUUUAUAAUGAACUAUAUUUCUGCAGUGUCUUUGUGAAUAAAAUGCUAAUGAAAUCAAAUUUGAUAAUUUCAUGGUCAUAAUAGUUAUUAUGUUAAUAUCAUAAAGUUAAAUAAUUUAAUUUACUUUUGUUUCUUGGUAUGUUCGACAAAAGAGAAAUAUUAAAGUUGGUUGUGAAAAAUAAAAUAUGUUUACAUCUCAGUAUAAUUAAUUUAAAUUAAUGCUUCACAGAUGCACCUAUUAAUAGAUCAUAUUGCUUUAGUAUUAUAUUUUACUUAAUUAAAAUUUAAGUCAAAGUAAGUGACUUGAUUGCAGCAUGCUCUUUUUUUGUAGUUCUACAAUGCAGUUAUUAAUGCUAUAACUAUGUUUGUAAAGGCCUAACUUAAUUCAGAAUAAGUAUCAUCCUGUAAACAAACCUUAUUCUUGUUAAUGUAAUAAGAGAUUUUCAUGAAAAAGUCCAAAUAAUCGCUGUAAAAUUCAUACUGGUAAGACGCCUUUUUUUUGUAGUAUACAUAAUAAGAUAUUUUCCAUGAAUGAUUAUGAAUAAACACAGUCGUGCUCAUACUGGUGAGAAGCUUUAUUCUUGCAGUAUAUGUAAUAAGAGUUUUUCAGAAAAAAGUAAUAUGAAAAGACACAGUCGUAUUCAUACUGGUGAAAAGCCUUAUUCUUGCAGUAUAUGUAAUACAAGUUUUUCGCUUAAAAGUCAUCUCACUAGACAUGGUCGUGUUCAUACUGGUGAGAAGCCUUAUUCUUGUAUUAUAUGUAAUAAGAGUUUUCCAGAAAGAAUGAUUCUGAAUAGACACAGUCGUGUUCAUACUGGGGAGAAACCUUAUUCUUGUAGUAUAUGUAAUAAAAAAUUUUCACUAAAAACUGGUCUGACCAUUCAUAGUCGUGCUCAUACUGGUGAGAAACCUUAUUCUUGUAGUAUAUGUAAUAAGUGUUUUUCACAUAACGGUAGUCUGAAAAGACAUAGUCGUUUUCAUACGGGUGAGAAGCCUUAUUCUUGCCGUAUAUGUAAUAAGGGUUUUUCAGAAAAAAGUCAACUCACUAGACACAGUCGUGCUCAUACUGGUGAGAAACCUUAUUUUUGUAGUAUAUGUAAUAAGGGUUUUUCAGAAAAGAGUCAACUCGCUAGACACAGUCGUGCUCAUACUGGUGAGAAACCUUAUUCUUGUAGUGUAUGUAAUAAGAGUUUUUCACACAAAAAUAGUCUGGAAAGACACAGUCGUGUUCAUACAGGUGAGAAGCCUUAUUCUUGUAGUAUAUGUAAUAAGAGUUUUUUAGAAAAAAGUCAUCUCACUACACACAGUCGUGUUCAUACUGGUGAUAAGCCUUAUUCUUGUAGUAUAUGUAAUAAGAGUUUUUCGCAAAAAGGUUAUCUGACACUACACACUUUUCUUCAUACUGGUGAGAAGCCUUAUUCUUGUAGUAUAUGUAAUAAGAGUUUUGCACUAAAAAAUAAACUGACCAGUCACAUUCGUGUUCAUACUGGUUAAAAGCCUUAUUCUUAGUUUGUUUAUGAAACAUAUAAAGUAGUAUACAUUGUUUCAUAAAAUCAAUUUCUUGUUCUUCACAGCAAGUCAUUUAAGUAUUUAUUGAUCAUAAUUUUUUUAAUUACAUUUAAAUGUUUUUGAGCUUAUAAUCAACCGAAAAUUUGAAAAAUGCACAAGAUUUUUCAAAC
Messenger RNA from Parasteatoda tepidariorum (common house spider), 2614 nucleotides. RefSeq lists its product as uncharacterized. NCBI's taxonomy places the organism in Eukaryota, Metazoa, Arthropoda, Arachnida, Araneae, Theridiidae. The record is from RefSeq and is a predicted model, not a curated record.